UUUAAUUAAUUUUUUCUCAUUGUUUUUAAUUUUAAAAAAUCUUCUUUAUGAGUUUAUGCCGGUUUAUGUCUUUAUAGUACACGGACUUCGUUUUCCCGAUGCUUUUAUACAUUUGACCAUGUAAAAAUUCCCAUGUUGCUUUAGUGUUUUGUUUGCCUGUUUCGUGAUUAUAAUCGAAAAAUGGAUAGUGAAUCCAGCUCCACUCCGAACUCUGCCGUGGCAGCGGAAGCCCCUUUGUUGCAGUCCUUCGAUAAAAUUCUGUCCAUUGUAAUGUCUUCUCCCUCCUCCACUCCGCAGGAUUCUGCGCCGAUACAUACACCUCUGCACAUAUCCAGUGAGGCCAUGCACGAGAUUGUGGCGGGCAUUGCAACGGGGAAACUGCUGUCAGAUCGGCAGGUGUGUCCUGCCAUGUUGGAGGCGCUGUGCCACUGUGUGGAGUACUGUUGUGGACCUGCUGAUGGUCCGCAUGCUCAGUACCAACAGGAUACGAUGCGUACGUUCCGCACCCUUAUACCAUUGCUAUCCACAUAUGCCCGGAUGCCCCAGCUGGGCCCAUGGAUUCAGCGAAUGUUGGUGGCGUUUUAUCGCAAAGAAGGUCUCGUUCCCAACAGUCAUUUGGACGAACUAAAGCGUUGCCGUCUUCAUCGCACCCGGCAUUUAUCCCCGGCGCUUCAGCAGAGCACCAUCGCUGCUCUCCACUCUCUCCGACCAUAUCGUCCCGAUCGGAAAGAUCUCCCCGAAUCUUUUCGCCAGGUGGGCAAAUUUCCAGAAUAUCGUGAUCAGUUUAAGCUGCCCGUUGCGGAUAACACACCGGAUCAGAAUUUUCCCCGAAUGAUAAUCGACGGCUACACUGGUCACCAUCCGCCGAUUGCGCUAGCCCAGCCCAAAAGUUUCCAUGUAUGGUGGAAGACGAUGAAUGCGCCGACCCAUCCGCGUCAACUAUUGACCGAUCCUGUUCUGCAGUACAGAUAUGUCAUUUCACCAUGGAGCAGAAAUGAGGAAACCCGCCUUUGUUCUACUGUUUACGAAUUGUUUUUGCCAUCGUUAUCGGAUGAUUAUGACAAUGACGACAUGGAAGUAGCCCCAUCUGCAGCGAAAGUUGAUGUGCAAUUUGCCGAGCGAGCGUUCGGAAUUUGUCGCAGUUUUGAGGAGAACGUUUUGGAACCUCUCCCGGGUGUUACUCAGCGUGCAUAUGAUUUUCUUCGUGAUCCGGCUUCAUCCGUUAAAUUGCGUUUUGCAUCACUUCACAACGUAUCUCUGCUGUUGCUCGCCUAUGACGACUCUUUUGUAGAAGAUGUGUAUGAUAUUUUCCUGACUACAUUCUGUGCUAGCGAAAGUUUGAACGAGAAAUUGUCCGUUCUUGACUGCUUACACCGAAUGAUCUUCGACUUUGAGGGCUAUUUGCCGCGUUUAUGGGAGUUAGAGAUUCAAUGUAACGAUGACGAGAAGAAACGAAGAUGUGCCGCCACAGAAAUGUUCGUGCAGCUUUAUGUAGCGUCAUCGGCUGCGGAUGUCAACGUCGAAAAAACCCUGACCCGGUUUGUUACGUUUGUGGAUGAAGUUGUCCGCGAGGCUUUGGUGUUGCCUGUGAGUCGACGUGAUUGCAUGAGACUGUGGGGAUCGAUUUUACGUAUUUGGAAAGUGUUUGCCAGUAUCAGCACAUCCCCGAGCAAGCCUCAGGAUAACCAUCUUGUCCUGCUUCCAAACCUUCAGGCUCUAGCAGCUGGCCUUAACAACAUUAGGCCAUUUGUCUCGCGCACUGUGAAAGAACUUAUUGAAAAGAAUUUUUAUAGGUAUUUGAUCCAUUUUGCCAACGUGAAAACUACUCGGUUAUCAGAAGUCAAACGCUUGUACAAGAAACGAAAGAGCAAGGAUGAAUUAAGAUCUGCAGAUCCUGCUACGGGAAAUGAAGCGCUUUAGUUGCAAAAACAUACUAUGGUUAAACCGGAACAUUGGCAAUCGGAUAUCAAAGAAAUUAUUCCGGUUUGUUCAUAAGUCACAUGGAGAGCUGAACUGGCUGUCGGCUGAAUCAAAUCGGUCGCAUAUGUGAUUGCCGUUUCUAAAGUGGUUUUUUCGUCAGGUUUUGGUCAGUGGUUCCUAUAAUGUCCAGACGUCAAACUUGGCAAAUUCUGAUUAUCCUCUGCAGUAUAUAGCUGCUCGACUUUGUGUGCAUACCUUUUGCAUGUCAUUUUUGCGUUUGGCAGGAAGUAAUUCUUCUGCGAGUUCAUUUAAUCCUUUUUCAAGUUGCUUGAACUGUAACGUAAACGGUUUAUGUAAUGCCUGCCGAAAUAAAAAUUUUG
This is a messenger RNA of Paramacrobiotus metropolitanus, 2300 nucleotides long. RefSeq lists its product as uncharacterized. The record is from RefSeq and is a predicted model, not a curated record. Bases 181 to 1920 code for a protein of 579 amino acids. The transcript is spliced from 5 exons. Lineage: Eukaryota; Metazoa; Tardigrada; Eutardigrada; Parachela; Macrobiotidae.